Messenger RNA from Talpa occidentalis (Iberian mole), 1245 nucleotides. Its product is annotated as napsin-A-like. Gene Ontology annotation, cellular component: lysosome. The record is from RefSeq and is a predicted model, not a curated record. The coding region runs from base 10 to 1242 and encodes 410 amino acids. Gene Ontology annotation, biological process: proteolysis. Lineage: Eukaryota; Metazoa; Chordata; Mammalia; Eulipotyphla; Talpidae. The transcript has 9 exons. Gene Ontology annotation, molecular function: aspartic-type endopeptidase activity.
GUCCCAGAGAUGUCACCGGUACCUUUGCUGCUGCUGCUACUGACCCUGGACCCCACAGGGGCCUCGCUGAUGCGGAUCCGUCUUCACCGAGCCCACACUGGACGAGGGACCUUGAACCCACUGAGAGGAUGGGGGAAGCCAUCAGAGCCCCCCGGACUGGGCACCCCAUCCCCUGGGGGCAAGCCCAUCUCUGUGCCUCUCUCCAAGAUAUUCAACGCCCAGUAUUACGGAGAAAUCGGGCUCGGAACGCCCCCCCAGAACUUCACUGUCAUCUUCGACUCUGGCUCGUCCAACCUCUGGGUCCCGUCCACGAAAUGCCACUUCAGUCUGCCCUGCUGGUUCCACCGCCGCUUCAACUCCUCAGCCUCCAGCUCCUUCAAACCCAAUGGGACCAAGUUUGCCAUUCAGUAUGGAACUGGGCUGCUGAAGGGCUUCCUGAGUGAGGACAAGCUGACCCUCGGAGGAGUCACAGGGGCGUCGGUGACCUUCGGGGAGGCUGUGUGGGAGUCCGUGCUUUUCACUGCCGCUUUAAGUGAUGGGAUAUUGGGCCUCGGCUUCCCCACUCUGGCCGUGGGAGGAGUUCGGCCGCCGCUGGACGUGCUGGUGGACCAGGGGCUCCUGGAUAAGCCUGUCUUCUCCGUCUACCUCAACAGGGACCCCAAAGCGGCUGACGGAGGAGAGCUGGUUCUGGGUGGCUCAGACCCCGCGCACUACAUCCCGCCCCUGACCUUCGUACCCGUCACAGUCCCUGCCUACUGGCAGGUCCGCAUGGAGGGGGUGAAGGUGGGCACAGGACUGACUCUCUGUGCCAGGGGCUGUGCUGCCGUCCUGGACACAGGCACACCAGUCAUCACAGGACCCAGCGAGGAGAUCCGGGCCCUGCACAAGGCCAUUGGGGGACUCCCCUUUCUGGGUGGGGAGUACUUCAUCCCAUGCUCGCUAAUCCCAAAGCUCCCCACAGUGUCCUUCCUCCUCGGGGACGUCUGGUUUAACCUCACGGCCGAGGAUUACGUCAUCCAGUUUCCUCAAGGUGGCCUCCCUGUCUGCCUCUCCGGCUUCCGGGCAGUGGACGUGCCUCCGCCAGCGGGACCCUUCUGGAUCCUCGGCGAUGUCUUUCUGGGCGCCUACGUGGCCGUGUUCGACCGUGGGGACCCAAAGGGCGGCGCCCGGGUGGGACUGGCGCGUGCACGCUCUCGGGGUGCUGCCUCACAGGGCGAUGCACAGGGGCAGCCGCGGGGGUGAAGG